This is a messenger RNA of Penicillium verrucosum, 1827 nucleotides long. RefSeq names its product MFS transporter. The record is from RefSeq and is a predicted model, not a curated record. Bases 1 to 1827 code for a protein of 608 amino acids. NCBI's taxonomy places the organism in Eukaryota, Fungi, Ascomycota, Eurotiomycetes, Eurotiales, Aspergillaceae. Gene Ontology annotation, biological process: xenobiotic detoxification by transmembrane export across the plasma membrane. The transcript has a single exon. Gene Ontology annotation, molecular function: fluconazole transmembrane transporter activity.
AUGACAGCUCCCCAUGACGGGGGCGAGGCCAUACUCCCUUCAAAAAUUACUUUCUGGCGCCUGAUCUUCGACCAAAAGGUCGUCACCGAGGAAGUCAUGCAAUUUUCAUACACCGGCUCAGGCACUGAAGACGAUCCAUAUGCCGUCGUCUGGAUCCCUGCCGACCCGCGCAACCCCAUGAACUUCCGCCCGAUUAAAAAGUGGUCUAUUACACUCCUAGUAUCAUUCGUGACUCUCGCAGUGUCAUUGGUCUCAUCGGCAUUCUCAGGCGGAAUGAGCCAAAUCAUGGAGGACUUUGGUGCCUCCCAGGAAAUCGUCAUUCUAGGGGUAUCACUCUUCGUGCUCGGAUUCGCUAUUGGGCCCUUGAUUUGGGCACCCCUUAGUGAGAUCUUCGGCCGGAGACAUAUCUUUACCAUCUCUUUUAUGUUUCUCACUGUGUUCAAUGCCGGCGCGGCGGGUGCAAAGAACAUCGAGACACUCAUUAUAUUGCGAUUCCUGGCGGGUUCCUUUGGAUCUUCGCCGUUUGGAAAUGGAGGUGGCACUAUUGCGGAUAUGUUCCCAGCUUCUCAACGUGGGAUCGCUAUUAGUCUUUUUGCUGCUGCACCCUUCCUAGGACCGACACUAGGUCCUGUCAUUGGAGGAUUCCUCGCUGCCUCUGCCGGCUGGAGGUGGGUGGAGGGACUCCUUGCUGCAUUCUCGGGUUUGCUCUGGCUAUGUAUCAUCUUCUUGUUACCAGAGACAUAUGCACCUGUUCUACUGCGCCGUCGCGCAGAAAAGAUGUCUACUUUAACUGGGAAAGUGUAUCGCAGUCAGCUCGACAUCGACCGUGGUCCCGCUCCUCUGGGAAAGACGUUGAAAACAGCGCUUUCCCGCCCAUGGAUCCUGCUGUUCUGUGAGCCGAUUGUGCUACUUUUCUCUAUUUAUAUGGCAAUUAUCUACGGUACGCUCUACAUGCUCUUCGCCGCCUACCCAAUCGUCUUCCAAGAAGUCCGCGGCUGGAGCGAAGGUGUCGGCGGUCUCGCCUUCCUCGGCAUCCUCGUCGGCAUGGUAAUGGCCGUGGUAUACACGUUCCCCGAAAACUUCCGCUACGCCAAAAAGUGCAGCCAGACCACUGACCGACUCGCCCCCGAGCUGAGACUACCCCCAAGCAUGGUCGGUGGUAUAGCAUUACCAAUCGGCUUAUUCUGGUUCGCCUGGAGCAACUCGCCUAACAUCCACUGGAUGGCCUCUGUCGCAGCAGGAGCGCCCUUCGGUUUCGGCAUGGUCCUCGUCUUCCUCAGUGUGUUCAACUACCUUAUCGACUCAUACACGAUCUUCUCCGCCUCCGUGCUCGCUGCAAAUUCCGCCCUCCGCUCACUGUUCGGCAUGGCCUUCCCUCUUUUCACAACCUACAUGUACCAUAACCUGGGUAUUCAUUGGGCCUCGUCGAUCCCGGCCUUUUUGGCGCUUGCGUGCGUGCCCUUCCCGUUCAUCUUCUACAAGUAUGGCGCCCGUAUCAGACAACGGUGCACAUACGCAUCAGAGGCGGAUGCCUUUAUGCGCCGCCUUGCUGAGAGAAAUCAGGCGAUCCGCCGCGAGGAGCCUGAUUCAGAGAAGGACGAGAAGACAAACUCAGUGGCUCGGGUAUCUGAUGAUGUCCACUCGAGUGAUACUGAUACUCUGUCUACUGUUCCAUCUCGUGGUACCAUCGCGCGGUAUGCGUCACGCGCGUCUCGGCAAUCCGGUCGGUCUUUGCAUCGUGUUGCGACUGCGGCACAAUAUGAAGAGAACCCCUAUGACUUGGAUCUGGUCAAUACUCAACAGUCGGCUAUCAGCCGCAAGGAUUGA